Molecule: messenger RNA, 2349 nt
Organism: Phaeodactylum tricornutum CCAP 1055/1
Lineage: Eukaryota; Bacillariophyta; Bacillariophyceae; Surirellales; Neidiaceae
Exons: 1
Coding region: 28-2349 (773 amino acids)
Biological process (GO): protein N-linked glycosylation
Cellular component (GO): mannan polymerase complex
Molecular function (GO): alpha-1,6-mannosyltransferase activity
Source: RefSeq, a predicted model, not a curated record
CAACAGUCAGUGGAAUAUCGAGCACCAAUGGCCGCCGCCAACGUCAAAGAGGUAUGGAAACCUGUGCGAAAAUCCGUCCUGUACCUCAUUGCGGCAGUCGCGCUUGCAAUCUCGGCAUCGACGGUUGGGGGUAACUCAUUGCCGGCAGGUAGUAGAACGCAGGUCGAAGCCGUGGACGAUGUCGGUACAAGUGCGCAAGAUAAUAGUCACUCCCGCCGCUUGCUAGGUUAUCAACGAGUCACGGUUUACACAACAGCUCCGGAAGCCGAUCAGGACAAUCCGAUUGCACGCAAACAGUUCGCCGACUUGAUCGCCUCCCUGCCCACGGAUGUGACAACCCUCGAUGUUGUUGCCUUAAACUUAAUGGAACAACGCCAUUUUCUGGAGCAGAAUUGUUACGGGAAAGAGGAGGACAACAUGCCCGUAAAAAUGAGCGCUCUGAAGCGUUUCGACGAACUGCGUACGCGUGGACAAGAUCAUCUCGCAACCGAAGUCUACAAGUGGUGCGCGUUGAAAACGAAACCCUACCUCUCUGACUCGGUGGCGUACAUUGAUUCAUCCAGUCCAUUGCUGAUGCGACUGCAAGACUUUUUGUCGGACGUACAAAAUGUGGUAGUCUUAGGAGACGAUUAUUUCCCCCACACUGCUCAUGGCAGUCUGAUUGUGUUGCGCGAUAAUCAACUCUACGUAGCGGAACAGAUGAUGAAAGUUCUUCUGGAAACUCCGGCGGAGCACUUGGAAGUAAACCCUCUUCUUUUGCCGCAGCGCUUGUACGAAGCGGUGGCGUUCGCUUCCGCCAAAAAGCAUCCUAAACCGGGCAAGGUGGGCGAUUUCCUACUGUUGAAAGAGACAUGCCGAAUGGAUCCCUUGAGGCGCCACAAUGAUGAUGCAAAAGGCUGGACGGAUACACAAACUCGUCGCCACGUACACCACUGCCCCGAACGUGCAGGCUUUUGCUGCUCAAUUCACGACAUAUCUCGUAACCGUGUCGUCCUCAUGAGUCGUCAUCCUCUGUUGCCAUUUCAAAUUCUGUCCCAAUCAUUUUCUCGGCCUUACAACGCCGAAGCGGAUCACUAUGAAGAAGACGAGCUGCCCUACAUCACCACAAUCCAGGCUACUUUUCACGAGCGGCCUGCGGAUAUGCCCGAGACACCUAACUUUUACGCCUUGCUUGCCGCGAAAGAUUGCUUGCCCGACAAAGAAGAAUGCUCUAAGUGCUGCCGAAACCAGGCCGGUGCUACAAGGGAACUAUGUGCCAAAGACUGCCCUUGCUAUGCGAAGGCUCUCUGUUCGGAUAAACCUCCACCAAAGCAUGUUGCUCAUACGUGGACUGUAACCCCACCGGCCUACACGCGCGAUCCCAACCGUGUUGUUCCCCGUAUCGUACACCAAACUUGGUUCGAAGACCUAGCCCAGGACAGGUACCCAAAUAUGAGCCGCAUGGUCCAAUCGUUCCGUAACUCUGGCUGGGAGUACAAAUUCUACAACGACGAUGACGCAGUUAAUUUUUUGAGUACGCACUUUCCGCCGGAAGUGCGAGAAGCAUACGAAGCUCUUCGCCCUGGUGCCUUUAAGGCCGAUCUCUUUCGGUAUUGUGUGCUGUUGAUACACGGUGGUCUCUAUGCUGACGUUGACAUCAUGUUGGAAUCGGCUUUGGAUGCGGCCAUUGGACCGGAUGUAGGAUUUAUGGUUCCGACAGACGAGCCCGGCAUGGCCACAAAUCACCGGAUGUGUCUAUGGAAUGGAAUGAUCGCCGCCGCUCCAGGUCAUCCGUAUCUGGCGAAAGCCAUCGAAACCGUCGUGAAUCAAGUCCGAAACCGAUUUACAUCUGUUGAUAUUGAUGCCACCCUCUGCCCCAAUCCGGAGCUCUCCAUCUCGCACGCUUAUGAUACUCUCUUCACUGCAGGACCGUGCUUGCUGGGUGCCUCAAUCAAUCGAGUUCUGGGACGGCAUCCACAAAAAUCCUUUACAGCUGGGGAAAUUAACAUUUUGGCUGAUCGCCGACAAUUAGAAGCCGGUACAUCGUUUAUUGUCGGAGACGGUGUUGCAUUGGAGGCACGCGUGCCAGGAAGGAGUGUGAUUUUGAAGCAGGACAAGUGGGAUAUGGGCGCGCAUCGAUUUACCUACGUGGAGCGCAACUUGGUUGUCUCGGCCACAGAUCUGCAAGAUUCAAAUGAUAGGGACACUCACAAAAAGAACAAAAAAACAGAGCAUUACAGCACGACACACGCCAAGACGGGUAUUUAUGGAUUGGAAGGUCUGUACACAGACACACGUAUUGCAAAUGAAGAUAUUCGGAUUAUACUGGAUGUUUCCAAGCAGGCUAGUGUCCCAUCGUCUACGUCUUAG